Molecule: messenger RNA, 1121 nt
Organism: Pipra filicauda (Wire-tailed manakin)
Lineage: Eukaryota; Metazoa; Chordata; Aves; Passeriformes; Pipridae
Gene: RASSF1
Product: Ras association domain family member 1
Exons: 6
Coding region: 1-1029 (342 amino acids)
Biological process (GO): Ras protein signal transduction
Cellular component (GO): nucleus; microtubule cytoskeleton
Source: RefSeq, a predicted model, not a curated record
AUGGAACUCAUCGAGCUGCGGGAGCUGCAGCCGGAGCCGCGGCCGGGCCGGGGCCGCCUGGAACGGGCCAACGCUCUGCGCAUCAGCCCGGCCCGCCGGCCCGGCCCCGGAGCGCAUCCCGACCCGCGGCUGACGGCGGCACCGGGCGGCGGGCACCGCUUCGAGCCGCGGCGCCGCGGGCUGCACACCUGGUGCGAUCUCUGCGGGGACUUCGUCUGGGGCGGCGGCAGGAAGAGCCUCCAAUGCCGCCACUGCAGCUUCACCUGCCACUACCGGUGCCGGGCCCUGGUGCGGUUGGACUGCAGUGGCCCCCCGGGUGCCAGCGAUGAGGAUGAUGGCAACGAGCAGGUGCUGGAGAAGGACACCAACGUGGAUGAGCCCAGCGAGUGGGAGAAGACAGAGCUGGACCAGACGCAGGUGGAGCAGCGGAUUAAGGAGUACAACAGCCAGAUCAACAGCAACCUCUUCAUGAGCCUGAACAAGGACGGCUCCUACACCGGCUUCAUCAAGGUGCAGCUGAAGCUGGUGCGCCCCGUCUCAGUGCCGGCCACCAAGAGGGGCCCCGCCCUGCAGGCGGGGCGGCCGCACAGCCAGGGCGUGAAGCGCCGAACCUCCUUCUACCUGCCCAAGGGCACCGUGAAGCACCUGCACAUCCUGUCGCACACCCGUGCCAGCGAGGUCAUCGACGCCCUCCUCCGCAAGUUCACUGUCGUUGACAACCCCCGCAAGUUUGCCCUCUUCGAGAGGUCUGAGAAGGAUGAGCAAGUGUACCUGCGGAAGCUGGGUGACGAGGAGCAGCCCCUGCGGCUGCGGCUGCUGGCCGGCCCCAGCGAGAAGGUGCUGAGCUUCGUCCUGAAGGAGAACGAGACCGGGGAGGUGAACUGGGACGCCUUCACGCUGCCGGAGCUGCAAAACUUCCUGCGCAUCCUGCAGCGGGAGGAGGAGGAGCACGUGCGGCGGCUGCAGCACCGCUACGCCCGCUGCCGCCAGAAGAUGCAGGAGGCGCUGGCCACACGCACGCCGGGGUGACCACGACGCCCGCGCCCGAGGCCAGCCAGUGCACCGGGACUCUUGUCCGCCGGCGGGUGGGGGCACCGGGGAGGGGGGUGGAACGGGGCACC